Molecule: messenger RNA, 1796 nt
Organism: Diceros bicornis minor
Lineage: Eukaryota; Metazoa; Chordata; Mammalia; Perissodactyla; Rhinocerotidae
Gene: KRT4
Product: keratin 4
Exons: 9
Coding region: 228-1796 (522 amino acids)
Biological process (GO): intermediate filament organization; keratinization
Cellular component (GO): keratin filament
Molecular function (GO): structural constituent of skin epidermis
Source: RefSeq, a predicted model, not a curated record
AUGACUUCUGUAGGUGUGUUUGGUGACACGCUCAGCAAGUGCGAGAAGGAUGGGCUGGUGCCAAAGGCCAAGCCCAGAGAUGUUUCAGAUUUUUCCCUUUAUGCCCCUGCAACCAAGCCCUGCUGCUCCAGCGCAUAUAAAGGACCCAGGCUAGGGCUGCGGCAUUCACGGCCUGGCCUCUCUCGUGUCUCUCUGACAACUCCGAGCUCCCUCUCCGCUCUCCAGUCAUGAUCGCCAGACAGCAGCGUGUUCUAGGCGGGUCCCGGGGCUUUAGCUGUGGCUCGGCCAUCGUAGGCGGGGGCAAGAGGGCAGCUUUCAGCUCGCUCUCCGUGUCUGGGGGCGCGGGCCGCUGCUCCUCUGGGGGCUUCGGCAGCAGGAGCCUCUACAACCUCGGGGGGAACAAGAGCAUCUCCAUCAGCGUGGCCGGGGCCCGUCAAGGUGCCGGAUUUGGGGCUGUGGGAGGUUUCAGUGCCGGCAGCUUUGGCGGUGGAUUUGGGAGCUCCUUCAGUGGACGGGGUGGUGCUGGCUUCGCCGUCUGCCCUGCUGGGGGGAUUCAGGAAGUCACCAUCAACCAGAGUCUGCUGACCCCCCUCCAUGUGGAGAUUGACCCUGAGAUCCAGAAGGUCCGGACUGAGGAGCGGGAGCAGAUCAAGACCCUCAACAACAAGUUCGCCUCCUUCAUCGACAAGGUGCGGUUCUUAGAACAACAGAACAAGGUCCUGGAGACCAAGUGGAAACUCCUCCAGCAGCAGACAACCACUACAUCCAGCAAAAACCUAGAGCCCUUCUUUGAGGCCUACCUCAGUGCCCUGAGGAAGCAGGUGGAUACCUUGGCCAAUGACAAAGUACGUCUGCAGUCUGAGCUGAAGACCAUGCAGGACAGCGUGGAGGACUUCAAGACCAAGUAUGAAGAUGAGAUCAACAAGCGCACAGCUGCUGAGAAUGACUUUGUGGUCCUUAAGAAGGACGUGGACGCCGCCUACAUGAACAAAGUGGAGUUGGAUGCCAAGGUGGAAGCCCUGAAUGACGAGAUCAACUUCCUGAGGGCCCUCUAUGCUGCGGAGCUGUCCCAAAUGCAGAGCCAUGUCAGUGACACAUCCGUGGUCCUGUCCAUGGACAACAACCGAGACCUGGACCUGGACAGCAUCAUUGCCGAGGUCCGUGCCCAGUACGAGGAGAUCGCCCAGAGGAGCAAGGCCGAGGCUGAGGCGCUGUACCAGACCAAGGUCCAGCAGCUCCAGACCUCAGUUGACCUACAUGGUGACAACCUGAAGAACACCAAGAAUGAGAUUUCAGAGCUCAACAGGUUGAUUCAGAGGCUGCGGGCCGAGAUUGAGAAUGUCAAGAAGCAGUGCGAGACUCUGCAGGCAUCUGUGGCUGAUGCAGAGCAGCGUGGGGAGCUGGCCCUAAAAGAUGCUUACAGCAAGCGCACAGAGCUGGAGGCUGCCCUGCAGAAGGCCAAGGAGGAGCUGGCCCGGAUGCUGCGCGAGUACCAGGAGCUCUUGAGCGUGAAGCUGGCCCUGGACAUCGAGAUUGCCACCUACCGCAAGCUGCUGGAGGGCGAGGAGAGCCGGAUGUCUGGAGAAUGCCAGAGUGCCGUGAGCAUCUCCAUGGUCAGUGGUGCUGCCAGUGCAGGAGGCAUCGGCGGAGGAUUAGGAAGUGGCUCCGGGUUUGGCCUGGGUGGUGGUUUUGGCUCUGGCUCCGGAAGUGGCUUUGGGUAUGGUGUUGGUGUUGGUGGCAGUUCUGGCAGUAAGACCAUCUCUACCACCACCUUGACCAAGAGAUCCUACCGAUAG